AUGUGCACAGCAUGUGUACAGCGUGUGAGCAAGUGCUCACUGCCAAGAUUGCUAUGGCUUGGAGUUCCAUUUUGCUCAUCACUCCGGUGCAUUUGUAUCACCCGUAAUGGUCUUAAUUUAUUGGUGAGUAUUAGUGUGCAUAAGUUUGGUCUCAAUGCGUUGUUUAUCGACGAGAAGGACUUUACAAAAUGUAAAUCACGCAAUCCCCCUAAUGCUCUAAAGUCCAACUUCUUAACGAAAAGUUCUAAUACAUUUAAAAACAAGUGUAAUUUUUGGCAUCGCAAAUGUUUUCAAAAAUUUUUACCUUUAAAAGACGGAAAAAAACUUCUACCUACCCACACUUCCACCUCACUUUAA
Echinococcus granulosus is the source of this 357-nucleotide messenger RNA. RefSeq lists its product as hypothetical. The transcript has a single exon. Bases 1 to 357 code for a protein of 118 amino acids. NCBI's taxonomy places the organism in Eukaryota, Metazoa, Platyhelminthes, Cestoda, Cyclophyllidea, Taeniidae. The record is from RefSeq and is a predicted model, not a curated record.